This is a messenger RNA of Lepus europaeus (European hare), 3513 nucleotides long. RefSeq names its product G protein-coupled receptor associated sorting protein 2 (gene GPRASP2). The transcript has 4 exons. Lineage: Eukaryota; Metazoa; Chordata; Mammalia; Lagomorpha; Leporidae. The record is from RefSeq and is a predicted model, not a curated record. The coding region runs from base 576 to 3140 and encodes 854 amino acids.
GGGCGGCGGGUCACGUGGCCAGCUCUGGGCCGGCAGAGAGGAGCGUUUACUUGCUCGGAGAAGGGACCGACCGGGAGGACCUAGGAUGGACACAGUGAGGCCUGCUUUGAGGCCGGUCAGUUCUGCAAGAAGGGAAAGGAAGAAGAGACUGGCUCAGGUGUCUGGAGGACGUUCCCCCCACCCUGCAGUCAGCUGUGGGGAUUGACACCACUUGAUCCAGGAAAGGAGGGGAAAUUGUCCUUCAUCAGUGAAGAUCCACUUCCAGUGGCAGCUCUGGUAGUGUUGGAGUUACUGCUGGCCACCACUCACAGCAGGUCUGCACCCACCAGGAACCAUCCAUCCUCCCCCAGUUGGUUGUGCCUCUUCUGAAUUUUGUCUGUAUUCUUGACUGAGACUGUGCUUGGGAAAGAGGGUGAUUGGCUGCUGGACUGGCAAGUGACUCUUAGCUCAUUUCCAGCUUUACCAUUGUAAUCAUCAGAGAUCAGAGUGUGAGAUUUUAAACCUGUGACAGAUCUGCAAUCAAACCUGAGACUUGGGUAGGGGUAAUUAAUUUGGCCUUGUCUGUAACUUGUAUCAUGACUGGGGCAGAGGUUGAGACUAGUGCCCAGGUUAAGCCUGAAAAGAAGGCUGGAGACGAGGUUGUUGGUGGGGCCGAGAGAGAGAAUGAAGUCCCUCUGGUGGUCAGACCCAAGAUUAGGAACCAGGCCCAGGUAACGACUGGGGCAAGACCCAAGAAUGAAAACAAGUCUGGGCCUGGGGCAAGACGCAAAAGUGAUGCCCAAGCAAUGGCUGGGGUGAGAUCCAAAACUGAGGCCCAGGGAGUGACUGGGGCAAGGCCCAAGACUGAAGCCCAGACAGUGGCUGGGGCAAGGCCCAAAACUGAAGCCCAGACAGUGGCUGGGGCAAGGCCCAAAACUGAUGCCAGGGCAGUAGGUGGUGCACGUCCUAAGACUGAAGCCAAGGCAAUUCCUGGGGCAAGACCCAAAGAUGAAGCCCAGGCAUGGGCCCAGACUGAAUUUGAGACUGAGACAAUGUCCCAAGCAGAGGGAGUGCCCCAGCCUAAUGCUAUCGGCUGGCCACUGGUCAGUUCUGAAUCUGGGUCAGCUACUAAAUCUAAUGGCCUAUCUAUGGAUAGAGAACUGGGCAGUGUGGAUGCUGAACCAUUUUCUAGCACCCAGAGCCAGACUGGAAUCCAACCCUGGUUUGGACCAGGGGAGGAGACUAAUAUGGGGUCUUGGUGUUAUCCUAGGCCCCGAGCCAGAGAGGAGGCCUCUAAUGAGUCUGGAUUCUGGUCAGCAGAUGAGACCUCUACGGUGUCUUCUUUCUGGACUGGCGAAGAGACCAGUAUCAGAUCCUGGCCCAGGGAAGAGGCCAGCACAAGAUCCAGGCACAGGGCUAAACAUCAGACUAACCCCAGGUCCAGGCCCAGAUCCAAGCAAGAGCCUUAUAUUGAUUCCUGGUCUGGAUCUGAGGAUGAGGCUGGCAACCCAUUCUGCUUCUGGUCUGGAGAAAAUACCAAUAACUUAUUCAGACCCAGAGUCAGGGAAGAGGCAAAUACCAGGUCCAAGGUCAGGACAAAGAGAGGGGACUGUUUUGAAUCAGAGUCUGAAGACGAGUUCUAUAAGGAGUCCUGGUUUUUGCCUGGAGAAGAGGAAAAUAGUAGAUUCAGGCGCAGAGGCAAGGAAGAGCCUAAUACCAUUUUGAAAUCACGGGCCCAAAAAGAUGUUAAUAACAGUAACAGUGCCAACCAAGAGGCCAGGUUGGAGGAGGAAGUCAUUAUUGGGUCCUGGUUCUGGGCAGAAAAAGAGACCAGUUUGGAGGCUGGGGCCUCAGCAAUCUGUGAAUCUGAGCCAGGGACCGAGGAAGGGGCUAUUGGCGGAUCCCUGUUAUGGGCUGAGGAAAAGUCCAAUCUGGGGGCUGUGGCCAGAGAAGAGGCCAAGGCAGAGCCUGAAGAAGAGGCCAUAUUUGGGUCCUGGUUCUGGGAUAGAGAUGAAGCCUGCUUUGACCUAAAUCCCAAUCCUGUGUACAAGGCCAGUAGCAGGUUCAGAGAUUCAGCUGAAGAGGAAAUUAAUGCAUCAUCCAGGCCCCAAACCUGGGAAGAGGUCACUAUUGAAUUCAGACCUGGCCCUUGUCGUGGGAUUGGCUUCCCAUCCACAAGCCACUUUAGAAUCACUGAAGCGGCUUCUGAGACACUUGAGGCAAAGCCCAAGCCUGUGGAACCUAACCCCGAAGGGGAAGAGCAGGAAUCUGUGCUUCAGCCUGAUCAGCCUGAACCGGAGUUUGCAUUUCAGUAUGACCCUUCCUACCGCUCAGUCCGGGAAAUCCGAGAGCACCUUAGGGCUAGGGAAAAUGCAGAGCCUGAGAAUUGGUCCUGCAGUUGCAUACAGUGUGAGCUUAAAAUUGGUUCUGAAGAGUUUGAAGAACUCCUUUUACUAAUGGACAAAAUCCGUGAUCCUUUCAUUCAUGAAAUAUCUAAAAUUGCAAUGGGGAUGAGAAGUGCUUCUCAGUUUACCCGAGAUUUCAUUCGGGAUUCAGGUGUGGUCUCACUUAUUGAAACCUUGCUCAAUUAUCCGUCCUCCCGAGUUAGGACACAUUUUUUGGAAAGCAUGCUUCACAUGGCUCCACCUUAUCCAAAUCUAAACAUGAUUGAGACAUUCAUAUGUCAAGUGUGUGAGGAGACCCUUGCUCAUGGGGUGGAUUCCCUUGAGCAGAUGACUGGAAUAAGGAUGCUCAGACACCUCACUAUGACUACUGACUAUCACACACUGAUUGCCAAUUAUAUGUCUGGGUUUCUUUCUUUAUUGACCACGGGCAAUACGAGAACAAAAUUUCACGUUCUAAAAAUGCUGCUGAAUUUGUCUGAAAAUCCUAUGGUGAUAAAAAAACUAUUCAGCGCCAAAGCUCUAUCAAUAUUUGUGGGUCUGUUUAACAUAGAAGAGUCACAUGAUAAUAUUCAAAUUGUUGUUAAGAUGUUUCAGAAUAUCAGUAAUAUUAUAAGAAAUGGAACAUUGUCCUUGGUUGAUGACGAUUUCAGUCUGGAGCCACUUAUGUCUGCGUUCCGUGAAUUUGAGGCGUUAGCUAAGCAACUACAAAUCCAAAUAGACAAUCAAAAUGAUCCUGAGGUGGGACAACAAAGUUAAUAUGAUUAACCACCUGCUGCUGAUCAGCCUUAUGUUCCCAAAGAGCCCCAAACAGUGCUUUUGGUGUUCACAGUCUGGUUCUAUGUUGUAAAUUAUAUUUGUAAUGUUGAUGUUAACUUUGUCAAACUCUUGUUUUGAGCUGGAUUGUUUUGUGGAUGCCAAAUGAAUAUUACAACUGAAAACAUAUUUGUUGAUAUUUGUCUUGUUGUUCAGAUUGCAAUAUUUUUGGUGUUGAGCUCCCAAUGAACUGUACCUGAGUAGGACAUUCUGCUAUUUGUUGUUUAAAUAUAUGGUUCUCUACUCAAGUCUGUUUUCAAUAAAGUUCUAUGUUGAAAUCGGCAUAAAUGAUGCUUCUUCAAAUUUACAAACCAGA